This is a messenger RNA of Otolemur garnettii (small-eared galago), 2046 nucleotides long. RefSeq names its product solute carrier family 28 member 3 (gene SLC28A3). Lineage: Eukaryota; Metazoa; Chordata; Mammalia; Primates; Galagidae. Gene Ontology annotation, cellular component: membrane. The transcript has 17 exons. Gene Ontology annotation, molecular function: purine-specific nucleoside:sodium symporter activity; pyrimidine- and adenosine-specific:sodium symporter activity. Gene Ontology annotation, biological process: purine nucleoside transmembrane transport; pyrimidine nucleoside transport. The record is from RefSeq and is a predicted model, not a curated record. Bases 1 to 2046 code for a protein of 681 amino acids.
AUGACUGUGGUCUUAACCUCGGUGCUCCUGGUCCUCCUUUCCGUGCUGCAGGUGCGACCUGUUAUUGAAGAGGCGGGGGCUGGAGCUGCCAGCGCCCUCUUGUUGGGUGCAGUUCUCAGCGUCACAGGCACCUGUGCUGGCUUGGGGAUAUGCACGGAUGAAGAAGACUUUUCUAAAAACCAGAAUGUGUCAGAAAACAACAAUUCGAUUAGGAGCAGAGCUGUGCAGAGUGGGGCUCAUGUCAACACCACACAGGGUGAAGACCAUGUCACCAUCGAGCGGGAUUCUCCAAGAAACAAAGAUGAUGUGGAGGAUGACCAAGAGAUGCAUGAGAAAGGGUGUUUGGAAAGGAAAUACGAUAUAGUUUGUGAUUUUUGUAGGAAACACAAAACUAUUCUUCGGUACAUCAUCUGGGGCAUUUUGUUAGCAGGUUACCUGGCGAUGGUGAUUGCAGCCUGCGUGCUGAACUUUCAGAGAGCCCUUCCUCUUUUUGUGAUCACUGUGACUGCCAUCUUCUUUGUUAUCUGGGAUCACCUGACGGCCAGAUAUGAACCUCGAAUUGAUGAGCUUCUAUCUCCUGGCAGGAGGUUUCUGGACAGCCACUGGUUCUGGCUGAAAUGGGUGAUUUGGAGCUCCCUGAUCCUGGCCACUAUCUUCUGGCUGAUCUUGGACACGGCCAAGAGGGGCCAACAGAAUCUAGUGUCCUUCGGGGGACUCAUAAUGUACCUAGUCCUGUUAUUUCUGUUUUCUAAGCACCCAACCAGAGUUUACUGGAGACCUGUCUUUUGGGGAAUUGGCUUGCAGUUUCUUCUUGGACUCUUGAUUUUAAGGACUAAUCCUGGAUUUAUAGCUUUCGAUUGGUUGGGCAGACAAGUUCAGACUUUUCUGGAGUACAGUGAUGCUGGUGCUUCCUUUGUCUUUGGAGAGAAAUACAAAGACCACUUCUUUGCAUUUAAGGUCCUGCCCAUCGUGGUUUUCUUCAGCACCGUGAUGUCCAUGUUGUACCACGUCGGAUUGAUGCAGUGGGUUAUUAGAAAGAUUGGAUGGGUAAUGCUAGUUACUAUGGGAUCAUCUCCUAUUGAAUCUGUAGUUGCUUCUGGCAAUGUGUUUGUUGGACAAGUUCCAUCCUCCCACUUGUUAACGGCUUCUGUUAUGUCAGCACCUGCAUCACUGGCUGCUGCUAAACUCUUUUGGCCUGAGACAGAAAAACCUAAAAUAACCCUCAAGAAUGCCAUGAAAAUGGAAAGUGGUGACUCGAGGAAUCUCCUAGAAGCUGCGACGCAGGGAGCAUCCUCGUCUAUUGUUCUGGUGGCGAACAUCGCUGUGAAUCUGAUUGCCUUCCUGGCCCUGUUGUCUUUUGUGAAUUCUGCCCUGUCCUGGUUUGGAAACAUGUUUGACUACCCGCAGCUGAGUUUUGAGCUGAUGUGCUCCUACAUCUUCAUGCCCCUGUCCUUCAUGAUGGGAGUGGACUGGCAGGAUAGCUUCUUGGUUGCCAAACUCAUAGGUUAUAAGACAUUCUUCAAUGAAUUUGUGGCCUAUGAGCACCUCUCAAAAUUGAUCAAUUUGAGGAAAGAGGCUGGACCCAAAUUUGUGGACGGUGUGCAGCAAUAUAUGUCGAUUCGCUCUGAGAUAAUCGCCACAUAUGCUCUCUGUGGUUUUGCCAAUAUUGGUUCCCUAGGAAUAGUGAUCGGUGGACUCACAUCCUUAGCUCCUUCCAGAAAGCGUGACAUCGCCUCAGGGGCAGUGAGAGCUCUGAUCGCGGGGAGUGCCGCCUGCUUCAUGACAGCCUGCAUUGCAGGUAUACUCUCCAGCACUCCCAUGGACAUCAACUGCCAUCACAUUUUAGAAAUUCCCUUCAACUCCAGUUUACCUAGAAACACAACCAAUGUGAUGUCUUGUUGCCGAAGUCUAUUGAGCAGCACUGUUGUCAAGGGUCCCGGUGAGGUUAUCCCAGGAGGAAACUACAGCCUGUAUUCUUUGAAGGAUUGCUGCAAAUUGCUGAAUCCAUCAACACUUAACUGCAGUUGGAUCCCUACUACAUUUUGA